Oncorhynchus tshawytscha (Chinook salmon) is the source of this 2342-nucleotide messenger RNA. Its product is annotated as putative adenosylhomocysteinase 3. Bases 63 to 1859 code for a protein of 598 amino acids. The record is from RefSeq and is a predicted model, not a curated record. The transcript is spliced from 17 exons. Gene Ontology annotation, biological process: L-methionine cycle. Gene Ontology annotation, cellular component: cytosol. NCBI's taxonomy places the organism in Eukaryota, Metazoa, Chordata, Actinopteri, Salmoniformes, Salmonidae.
CUGCCACUCACAAUCCGUCGCCUAGUUAUGUGUUGGGAAAAGGACUUUGCGAAAUAGCAGCGAUGUCAGUCCAGGUUUUGGCAGCGGAAAUGGCCGAGGUCGAAUUAAAAGACGUCCCCAGCAAAGCAUUAACACCCGAAUCGCCUCUGACAACAAAGGCAGACGACAAAGGGAUAGUUGAAAGCGAACCAAAAGCUGUCGCUACUUCGGCUACUACCCCAACGAUGGAGCCUAUCGUGAAAACCGGGGACCCGAGCCCUGGUUUUCUCACCCCGAACACUAAGAUGCCGCAGGCGUCCGCGAUGAAACGGACAGAUCCCCAACAAAACGGUGGAGAAGCUUUCGUAAAUCGCGACGGUACCGUGGCAGAGGCCCCAAGAUUGAAAAAGAUCCAGUUUGCGGACCAAAAACAAGAGUUCAACAAACGUCCCACCAAGAUCGGCCGCCGCUCUCUGUCCCGAUCCAUCUCCCAGUCCUCCACAGACAGCUACGGCUCAGCUGCGUCGUACACGGACAGCUCUGACGACGAGACUUCUCCUCGGGACAAGCAGCAGAAGAACUCCAAGGGCAACGGAGACUUCUGCAUCAAGAACAUCAAGCAAGCAGACUUCGGACGCAGGGAGAUCGAGAUCGCUGAGCAAGAGAUGCCAGCCCUCAUGGCCCUGAGGAAGAGAGCCCAGGGAGAGAAGCCGCUGGCUGGGGCCAAAGUAGUGGGCUGCACCCACAUCACAGCUCAGACAGCCGUGUUGAUGGAGACGCUGUCUGCCCUGGGGGCUCAGUGCAGGUGGGCUGCCUGUAACAUCUACUCCACUCAGAAUGAGGUGGCAGCUGCUCUGGCCGAGGGAGGGUUCUCUGUGUUCGCGUGGAAGGGCGAGUCGGAGGAUGACUUCUGGUGGUGCAUCGACCGCUGCGUCAACCUAGAGGGCUGGCAGCCUAACAUGAUCCUAGAUGACGGCGGAGACCUGACCCACUGGAUCUAUAAGAAAUACCCCAACAUGUUCAAGAAGAUCAAGGGAAUCGUGGAGGAGAGCGUCACUGGAGUACACCGGUUGUACCAGCUGUCCAAGGCGGGGAAGCUGUGUGUCCCGGCCAUGAAUGUCAACGACUCUGUGACCAAGCAGAAGUUUGACAACCUCUACUGCUGCAGGGAGUCCAUCCUGGACGGUCUGAAGAGGACCACUGAUGUAAUGUUUGGGGGGAAACAGGUGGUUGUGUGUGGAUAUGGAGAGGUGGGGAAGGGUUGCUGUGCUGCUCUCAAGGCCAUGGGCUCCAUCGUGUACGUCACAGAGAUUGACCCUAUCUGUGCCUUGCAGGCCUGCAUGGAUGGCUUCAGACUGGUGAAGCUGAGUGAGGUGAUCAGACAAGUGGACAUUGUCAUCACUUGCACAGGUAAUAAGAACGUGGUGGUGAGAGAAUACUUGGACCGUAUGAAGAACGGCUGUAUUGUCUGUAACAUGGGACACUCAAACACCGAGAUCGACGUGGCGAGCCUGCGGACCCCGGAGCUGACCUGGGAGAGAGUGAGGUCACAGGUGGACCACGUCAUCUGGCCCGAUGGCAAGAGGAUAGUGCUGCUGGCUGAGGGUCGUCUGCUGAACCUAAGCUGCUCUACAGUCCCCACCUUUGUCCUGUCCAUCACCGCCACCACUCAGGCCCUGGCUCUGAUAGAGCUGUACAACGCCCCGGAGGGACGCUACAAACAGGAUGUCUACCUGCUGCCCAAGAAGAUGGAUGAGUAUGUGGCCAGUCUUCACCUGCCUACGUUCGAUGCCCACCUCACUGAGCUGAGUGACGAGCAGGCUAAGUACCUGGGCUUGAACAAGAACGGGCCCUUCAAGCCAAACUACUACAGGUAUUAAACCAACUCUGAAAUGAAGAAAAUACCGAGGCUCCAAAAAUCGUACAGAACCCAGAAGAAAGGAGAGGAGGACGGAAUAGUCACACACCUGCUUUUUACAAGAGGGGAGGAGCUAUGUGCUAAUUGCUCAGAGUGGAGGGCGUGGCUUACCUGCGCUUUGGCAGUGUUUUAUUUAUUUCCGCUAGAAUAAUGUAACUAACCUUUUUUUGAGCUGCUCCUGCCAUUUUGCGCUCCUUAGCAAGCGUCUCCUGGGGAUUUCGUCUUCUCUUAGCUACUUGUCUGUCUGUCAGUCAGUCGUACGUAAACUCCGUUGCGAGAUCUUUUUAUUGUUCGUUUAAAAACUAAAGAUGGAAAAACUAUUAAUGAAGAAAAACCAAUGUACAAAAAAAUCUCUGUGUGAAUGAAAGAUGACCUCUGAAGAUUUAGUGAUGGACGUGUGGUUCAUGUCCUGUUGUCUGUAUUUCCUACUACUUUUUUUUUUUUU